Penicilliopsis zonata CBS 506.65 is the source of this 1506-nucleotide messenger RNA. RefSeq lists its product as hypothetical. Gene Ontology annotation, molecular function: carbohydrate:proton symporter activity. Gene Ontology annotation, cellular component: membrane. NCBI's taxonomy places the organism in Eukaryota, Fungi, Ascomycota, Eurotiomycetes, Eurotiales, Aspergillaceae. The transcript has 7 exons. Bases 1 to 1506 code for a protein of 501 amino acids. Gene Ontology annotation, biological process: carbohydrate transport; transmembrane transport. The record is from RefSeq and is a predicted model, not a curated record.
AUGCGUUUGUCUCCAGCAUGGUACCAGUUCCUGGUAGGCGUUUUCGCCUCUCUCGGCUCAUUUCUCUACGGCUACGACUUGGGUGUUAUCGCGGAAGUUGUUGCAAGUGGCUCCUUCACGGCUAAAUUCGCGACAACCACGGUGCAGAGUGGAUUGGUGGUGUCCAUGUUUACUGCUGGUGCCUUCGUCGGUGCAGGCUUCAGUGGUCCUUGUGGUGACUGGCUUGGUCGCCGAAAGACCAUCUCUGUGGGAUGCGUUAUCUUCUGCCUUGGUGGCGGUCUGCAGACCGGUGCGCAGACAAUCGCAUAUCUCUAUAGUGGAAGAUUCUUUGCUGGAUUAGGUGUUGGUUUCCUCACCAUGAUCGUUCCACUGUACCAAGCCGAGCUGUGCCACCCUGAUAUCCGCGGACGUGUCACUGGUUUGCAGCAAUUCAUGCUGGGAGUUGGAGCUCUUUGCGCAUCGUGGAUCAGUUAUGGUACCUUCAUCGGGUUCUCAGAUACCGAUUCCGCACAGUGGCGGAUUUCGCUUGGGCUUCAGAUGGUUCCUGCUGUCUUCCUGGGAGCGUUGAUCAUGCUCUUCCCCGAGUCGCCUCGGUGGCUCAUCGAUCAUGGCCGCGAAGAAGAGGGUCUUAAGACUCUUGCGAAGCUCCAUGCCCACGGAGACGAGAACGACCCCUGGGUUCGUGCUGAGUAUAACCAGAUCCAGGAAAGCAUCACCUAUGAGCAUGAGAACGCCGCCAGGUCGUACGCAGAACUCUUCAAGUCGCGCGCCUCGUUCCGCCGCGUGUUACUCUGCUGUUCGAUCCAAGCAUCAGCUCAGAUGACAGGUGUCUCCUCCAUCCAGUAUUACUCAGUCGAGAUCUUCGAAAAGAUCGGUAUCUCUGGCGCCGCGACAUUGCGCUACCAGGCCAUCAACUCGAUCAUUGCUUUGAUUGCCCAAGCUCUCUGUAUGCUUUUUAUUGACCGUUUUGGCCGUCGUUGGCCGAUGAUCUGGGGCAACCUAGGCAACAUGGUCACGUUCAUCAUCUCGACGAUUCUGCUUGCCAAGUUCCCUGCAACCGCAAGCAACAGCGGUGCCCACUGGGCCUUCAUCAUCAUGACCUGGCUGUACAACUUUUCCUUUUCAGCUACGGUCGGUCCGUUGACUUGGAUUAUCCCCGCGGAGGUCUUCGACACGCGCACUCGUGCCAAGGGUGUAUCCAUCGCCACCAUGACCUCUUACGCUUUCAACACCAUGAUCGGACAGGUGACGGACACUGCCAUGGCCCGCAUCGGCUAUCGGUUCUAUUACCUUUACUGCAUCUGCAAUCUGACCAAUGCCAUCUGGUUCUGGCUAGUUUUGCCGGAGACCAAGAAGUUGCCUCUCGAGGAGAUGAACUACCUGUUCAAGAAUUCUCCUUGGAUUGUUCCCGGCACCAAGAGAGAGGACUUUAUCUCCCACGACCUGGAGCACAGAUUUGAGGAACAGGAAAGGAAGCAGGAUACCCAGGCACUUGAAUCGAGAUGA